AUGGCUCUCUUAAACCCUGCUUCUUUUGGCUUCCCUGCCUGCAGCAUUACCUAUGUCCACUUUGGAAACAUUUCCCCCAAAUCUUAUGAUCCUCUCCGCGCCUCUCUCUCUCAGAAUUAUACCGAGGAGUUUACUUGUACAGCAAUGCUCUCCCCGCUAUGUUUGGCUGCAUCUAAAGGAUUGACCGAGGUCGUUCGUUUCCUAGAGCGGUUUGACUCCACAGACAAACAUAAGGACUUAAAUCUUGCUUUAUUCCUGGCCAACCGUUCAGGGCAUUUAGAAACAUCUGCUUUACUUUUAGAGAAGAAAGCAAACCCACUACAGGCGUCCUCUGCUAAUGGCUUACAUGGUGCCGCCUGGAGAGGGCUAAAUGAGCAUAUACGCACUUAUACUAGAGAUGGUUAUGUAGAUCCUGAUAUUUUAGAUGGAUCAUCUGCAACACCAGUUAUAUAUGCCAUACUUGGGAUACAAGACGAACAAGGCGCAUGGGAGACGAUCAACUACCUCUUCAAUCUAGGAGCGAGACCAUGGAGAAGAUUUGGCAUUCAGCAAUUAAGUUAUUCUCAGAUUGCACGGCGAGAAAGGAAAAUGUUUCUAGCACGAAAGCUUGAGGAAUGGGAAACACGCCUCUCACCAACUAUUCUGAAUUCAAGCCGCGAAUCAAGCUGCAUGCCAGGGGAAGGCGAUGAUAUCCAGCCUGACAACGAGCAACCACACGAAGUUCUAGAGGCUGAAGGAGCACCCAAUGCGAUUGGCGAAGCAAGCCCCACCGGAGGGGAAGACAAUAGUGUCCCGCCUGACAACGAGGGACCACGAGAAGAUUCGGGAACUGACAGAGGAGCCGGUACGAGCUGCAACCCAAGUUGCCCGGCAGGGGUGGGGACUGAUGGUCAUAUUGAUAACAAACGGCCACGAGAAGAUUCAGAAGCUGCUAGAGAAACCAAGCGAGCACGUAUAGCGUAA
Messenger RNA from Fusarium oxysporum Fo47, 963 nucleotides. Its product is annotated as ankyrin repeat domain-containing protein. The coding region runs from base 1 to 963 and encodes 320 amino acids. The transcript has a single exon. NCBI's taxonomy places the organism in Eukaryota, Fungi, Ascomycota, Sordariomycetes, Hypocreales, Nectriaceae. The record is from RefSeq and is a predicted model, not a curated record.